AUGGCUCCAUUCAGUACGUGCCGGAGACAGAGGAGUAAGUGUCUUCUUUCACAAAGGGUAUCUUAGCAACACAUCUUCCCUUCACACCAAGACAUGAACACUUUAGGAUAUGCAAUGAUGUUUGUAUAAUAUGUGAUGACAUUUAUUGUAUGCAAUUUUCCACCUUACAGGAUACAAACCUAAUGGGAAAGAUCUGUUUGAAGGGAAAUUCCACCACUUUUCACUUUUCAAGAUAAGAAAAGGUCCUCAAAAUGGCAGUUACAACUGAACAACAGUGCACAACAUUGAUUUUCAAAACGUUUCUAGCCAGGGGAGGGCAUUUUCCUGCUCACCAUGUCACCACGAUUCUAGUAGUGUUUAUAAUUCACUGUUUUUAAAAAAGUUUUUAGUUUUGAUGACAUCAUUAUAUUGCACUUUUUUAAAUCUUAUCUUUUAACCACAGCACUAUUUUCACAAAUGUAGACACCGGUAUUGUGCUGGAGAUAAUACAUAUGAGUUUUAAAGUGGUGGAAUUCCCAUUUAAGGUAACCAAUGUUUUUCCAACACCAUAAACCCUAACUAAGGAUGUGUGUAUUUUGUUUUAAUCCACUAUCCAUAACUCAUAGUUACCAAAUUAAAAAAGGAAUCACUGACAGAGUUACUGAGUUUGAGAAUGAUCUGGAUUGCCGCUUAAUGUCUUGUAUAUGUGGGCUAGAGAAAAAAAGCAAGUGGAUGAUGAUGGGUAUGUUUGCCUAUUAGGGAACAGGACACUAUUGUGAAAGCCAUCCUGAAUGGUGAUGUGACUACAGUACGAGCUAUGGCUAAAAACACUGGGAAUAACAUACUGUGGCCUGACAAGUAUGGAUGGAUCCCGCUGCACGAGGCUGCAUAUUAUGGUCAAGACCAGUGUGUCAGGGUUCUUCUUGGGGGUAAGUGCAAUUCAAAACUCCAUAGAUGUUCAUGUCUAGUGAUAGGUUAAUGUUUAACAUUAGUACAGUAAUUUUUGGGAUCAUUGUUGUUGUCCUUUUUGGUAAGACUUUUAUCACAUUAUUUUACAGUCCCAUUUCAUCCUGUUGACCUGAUAUUUACCGGGAAAGUGUGUAGUGGUAACUAGGACUGUUACAGUGACCUUAUUACCACCACACCAGCGGUCACGAGUCAUGAUGGCAGUCAAAUUCCACGUGACGGUUUAGUCACUGAAAUUAGGUUUCUCCAAGCGCUGAUGCUGCUGAUGGUCAUUAGUAGCCUACCAAACUUGCUAACUGUCUGGUACUCAGCACUCUAUUGUCCCUCUAAUCACUCUGACAUCAAUGCAAAUGUAAUCAAACACUUCAUGACAGCCCAUGAGCUUAUGUUGCGCAACAUUUCUAUAGGCUAUGUAAUUGUGUGAGAAAACAGAGUGAAGGCCUCUAUUAAAAACAGGCCAGGCCAACUAUAUUUAUUUAUCCUUUCCUAAUAUUAAGCACAUUGCUUCUCUUUAAAACAGGAGUAUAGCCUACCUGGCUGGCAUGAAAAUGACCCAUGGGAAAAGCAUCCUCCAUUCGCUAUUUAAGGGCAUAUGGAUUACAUUUAUUUUUUUCCACUGCCCCUGUUUCGAGACAGGUGCAUGAUAAUGGUCCAUUCUAAAUCAAAACAAAUUUCACACAUAUAUUAUUUACUAUAUGUAAAGAUUAAAUCAAGAAUAGUCUGAUGGGUGACAAUAUUAGCCUAUCACUUGUGAAUGAUAUAUUAUCACUUGUGAAUGAUGCCCAGCUUGUGUGCAGUAAGGCAAGAAACAGUGCCUUUUUUUGCAACUUUUCCAAAUAAUAGUCACACACCUCAUGUACUCUAGCCCGUAGGCCUAUAUGUUUUGAUAAGGUUUGUAUCACAACUAAAGUGGCCAAAUAACUUCUUAAAAUGAAGCACAUUAAUCUGCUCUCCAACAGGUGUAGAGCCUAACUGGCAUACAUACACACCACGUGAGUUUCAAGUUUGGGGAAGAUAAUUUUCACCAUAAAAAUGCACCUUUAUAAUAAAAGCAUUACAUGCAUAAUCACAUUUGCGGUCACUUUUGAGUAUGGUGUUUUCUAGCUAAUGGAACAUUCACGCUUAUAGCCUACUGCCAUGUGUGCAUUGCUGCGCUUAUAAUGUGAAGAAAUAGCCUAAUAGUUUAUCAACAUUUUAAGCUAAACAUUCUGAUCUGUUGUGUCAGCCUCAUUGCUUAAAAACGUUUUUGGGAUGCUAGUGGUUGUAUUAAUUUGGGAUCUAUCUCAUCCCACAACUGUCCCAGACUAUGUUUGGAAUAUUUAUUUCUCGCACAGAAUAGGUCAACUUUUGUACUAUGGGGGAUGGUAGAUUGACAUAGGCUAGUGCUUUUGCUGUUCGUUAGGUCUACUCAUCUUGUUGGCUGACGAAAAGUAAAUGUGGACAGUUUUUCCAAUAUCUUCAAUAUGCGCCUCGUAAUUGGAUAAGGACGCAUGCAGUUGAGUCCCCAAUGUGUCUGUCUUCACUUGAAGCUUGUGAGAAAGACCAGAUCACGUGACAGAGAGCCAUUUGAGUGAGAGGUGCUUUGGAGCAUGCAGCCGGGAGAAGGGAAUUAUAAUUAUCAGAUUCAGCCCAAGGGCACAAUGGCCACAAAAGGCAUGGAUUUGUUUUAGGGGGCAUUACGGCCACACAAAUGGAAUGCCGCUGGGAAAUUCAAGGCAUUAUCAAGUGCUUGUCAAAUUGUGAAUGAGAGACUGAUGAAGUGUGUACAGCCUGCACAAAAAACAAAGCAGAGCUCAUGCCUUUCAUGUCACUUUUUUGAAAUCAUCAUUAGAGUUGCAUCAUGCAGCCUUAGAAUGUAUUAAAUAUCCAACGUUUGUAUCACAACUAAAGUUACAUAAAUAACUCUAAAUUAAGCAUAUACUGUAGGAGUACCUGCUGUUGUUAACUGCUCAACACAGAAUAGAUGCAUGUGCGCACUCCCUCAAAUCGUUUGGAGAAAAUAUCCUUUCUAUUUUAUUCAGCUAUGUUCAGUUGUAUUCUUCAUACUAUAAAAUUAUAUAAAAUAAUGCCACGGAAUUCGUAGCAAAUCUUGUCCGCUAAAUGAACUAAUGUAGCCCACAGCCAUAUGGCAUAGCCAGAUCAGGGCCUAACAUAAGGACAACUCAGUAUGCUAUUCUGUUCUUCUGAAAUAGACUACAUUUUCUUCAUAUCAUGUUUAUUUAGACCUGUCUAAAAUAAAUAAUGGAUUUAUUGUGACGGUGUAGGCUAUAUUACAUGGAUUUAUUAUACUUUUUUAAAUGUAGACGUUCCAAAGGUCUGCAUCAGUGGUUGUAGGCUAUUCGUGGAAGCCAGGAGAUGCUAAAUGUGUUUAUGUUAAGGCAGUUAUUUUCUUGACAAUCACCAUCUGACGAAAUUUCAUGACCGCCACAGGUAACAAUGGAUAUUUCUGGGCUCACGUCAAAGCAUUGAACAAUUGAGCACAAUAGCAGUCCAUACCAAGUAAAAGCCAGCUAAGUAGCAGACUAAAAUAAAGUAUAAAAUAAAGUAUAGCCUAGUCAAAUUUUUAUCUCCUGUGUUCUUCUUUUCACUUUUCAAGCUCAACCUAGUAUGAUUAACAAGUGUGACCUGAAAGGCCAGACUGCUCUCAUCUUGGCGGUGUACAGGGAAAAGGUGGCCUGUGUAGAGACGCUUCUGGAGAAAGGGGCUGAUCCAGACCUCGCCAACAAGGACAGAGAGACCCCACUCUACAAAGGUAACAUUUGCCUUAGAGACCUACAAUAUCUGCCGAUCUCUUUGUAAUUAUCCUUUUAUUUUAAGUGUAGUAAGUCAUAGGCUACUUGACUGAUAGUAAAAUUAUGUGUUGGGCAGCAAGAUCAGCACACCGUGAGAAAAAAACUGGAUAAAAAAACUUGCCCUUCAUGGAUUAGAAAGAAAAUUACUGGUUCUCCAGCCCAAGACUACACGGAUCUAAUGCUUUUGCAUUUGUGGGGAGUACUAGUGAACAAGUGCACACUUCAUGAGAAAGGAAAGGUAUUGGGAGACAGCGAUGGCUUGAUAUGAGAAAUACAGCUACACUCAAAAUCUGCCAUUAUAGAAUGUCUCUUCCAAUACCAUGCCAAGCUGUCUUGCGUACCCUGGGAAUACCCCAAACACUUGUUUAGGAAACAAUGUCUUCCAUGACUAACAAAGUCUGGGAUUUCUUCCAUUUAACUUAAUAUUUGACUGUUUUCCACAGCUUGUGAAAGUGGUAAUGCUGAGAUUGUGGUCAUGCUUCUGAAUCACGGUGCUGUGGUGAACAAACACUGCAUUCAGGGCUGUACAGCUCUCCAGGAGGCUGUGAGCCGCAACAACGUGGAGAUCUGUGAGAUCUUGGUCCAGGCCGGGGCUAAACUCAGCCCGACCAACAUGUAUGGUAUCGCGCCCCUGUUUACUGCAGCCCAGAGUGGACACGUGGAAACACUUCGAUUUCUCAUUAAACACGGUACGUCUUUCCCCUGGAAAAAUGGGUGAACUCUGCAGGUCAGUAGUCACCAACAUUUUCUGAGUCAAGAUCACUUUCGCAGUCAAAAAGCAAGCCGAGAUCCAAAACUCAGAUUAUUUUUUAAACAUGAUUUCUUUUUUUUACAUUAACCUAAUAAAAACAGUUAUUCUGUUAGAAUGAGGUUUGUGCAGUAGGCCUAGUACAUAAUCACAGCAUAUUGGCUACAACAUGCCUGGCCUGCCAAUAUUGUUCUUCUCAGACCAUAUUAUAUUUGAAAACUCAAGGUUUGAUUACUAAAUAGAUCAGUUGGUGUAGCACUUUGCAAGGCACAGCUGAGCAUAAAUUGAAAUAAUUUCCAAAUAAUUAGCUUUUUUAUUUUAUUGGACUGAUGGUACCUGCUUCUGAUGUUAAUUGUGCUUUCAAGACAACUGGGAACUCGGGAAAAAAAAAAAACAAGGUCAAAUCAUGACGUCAGUGAUCGUACGUCUAGAAAGAUGCCAGAGUUUCCGACUUGGAAUUCCGAGUUGGAUGACCGUUCAAAACGAUUUUUCACAGUUGUCUUGAACGCACUGAAGUCAGAAGUCAGAGAUUUCUGAGUUCACAGCAUUUGUCUCAGCGGAGGGAGGGAGGGAGGGAGGGAGAGAGCAGCAGAGAGUCCACCUCUCACUGUCCCUUCUCUCUCCUUUCUUUCCUCCGGUGAGACUGACCAAAGAGAGGGGACACCAUCUUCCACCAGAUGGCAAAACUCGAGUCACACCGCAUCUGCCUCAUGCACAAAUUAAUGUUGUUCCUAUGACCAGAGAAAGUGAAAUAUUCCAUGAUAUUAAAAGAGACACGACAUGCUGCUAAUAAUAAUAAAAAUGCAGGGCUAUCGAUACACUUGGCUACUCAUUCAUUGCAGCUGCAGCGUGUUUUAUGUUUGGUAAUAGUUAUGAAUAAAAACAGUGUUGACAGUGCUGAAUAAAAAAUGUAACAUUAACUCACUCGUAAAAACAGCAACUCUUUGCUGUAUUCUUUGACAGUCUCUCUGUGGUCAUGGUUUUAAAAGUUAUUCAAUCUUAUGUAAGCUAGUAUCAAACUUUGCUGUGGCAGGGGUCGUGGAAGCGCUUUGUAAGCACAGUGAUUUGAGCUAUCCGAUUGGCCAGUACAGUAGGUCCACUCGGUUUAGCCACAGAUCUCCCGGUCCGCCAGGUAGACAGAGUUGAUAUUUUCAGACAAAUAAAAUGGUUCAGAAUGGGAACACUUUGCUUAUCCAGUGCGCAGGGCUUCUGAAUCAAGGUCACCUACUGCCAACAGCGGAAAAAUAAAAGGGAGCGCAGGUCUUUAUUGUUGGGUUUUUUACAGACAUGUUUUGUGAUCGACUAGGAAUGCCUUGAAGAUCGGCCAAAGAUCACAUAAAGCUGUUAUGGAGCUCUCACUAUGGAUAUUUUGUUGACUUUUCUAACUGUAAUUUGCACUGAAUAUGUUGUAGGUGCUGAUAUCAACAGUGAGGCAAGUGAUGGGGCCACAGCUCUGUAUGAAGCGGCUAAGAAUGGCCAUGAGGACAUUGUGGAGCUUCUUCUUUCUCAGGAUGCUGACGCCAACAAAGCAGGCAAUAGAGGACUUCUGCCACUACAUAUCGCUGCCCAACGAGGAACUGAUG
This is a messenger RNA of Coregonus sp. 'balchen', 6068 nucleotides long. Lineage: Eukaryota; Metazoa; Chordata; Actinopteri; Salmoniformes; Salmonidae. The record is from the annotation of a GenBank genome assembly.